Messenger RNA from Funneliformis caledonium, 1245 nucleotides. NCBI's taxonomy places the organism in Eukaryota, Fungi, Glomeromycota, Glomeromycetes, Glomerales, Glomeraceae. The record is from the annotation of a GenBank genome assembly.
AUGGGUUUUUCUAAAUUCAUCGUGAUCACCUUAUUAGCCGCUACCCUUUUAACCUCAGUUGAUUCUGCUGAAAAUUGUCCCAAAGGCAAAUUCGUAGGUCCACAAAAGAGGUUCAACAUUAUACUUAAAGAGGGAAAGGUCGCAAAAUCUCACUUCAAAUGGUUAUCAGAAUGUUUCGACAGAAACGUAAAACAAACUACCUCCGUAGAUUUUUCGAAAUCAAAUAAUAACAAUACCGAUGUUCUAGAUUUUUCAGUGGAAGAUGCAUUCCAAGGUUAUUCCGCUAAUUUUCAUCCUGAAUUUGUGAAGAGUGUUUUAUCAAAACGGUCGGAAAUUCAAGUUGCUGAGGAGGAUGCCGAAGUAAAGAUUAGUUCUGUUGUACCACGCUCUGUUCAGCGGAAACCAAUUUUUAAUUUGGAUCGGAUAGAUCAGGAAAGAUUUCCUUUGGAUAGAAAAUAUGAAUUCCCAAACUCUGCCGGAAAAGGUGUUAAUGUAUAUGUCGUUGACACUGGUAUCAGGAUCACCCACAAAGAAUUUGAAGGGCGCGCUACCUUUGGAAAAGCUUGUUGUUUUGGUUGUUUAACGGUCGAUGACAAUGGGCAUGGAACUCAUGUAGCCGGAACUGUUGCUGGUAAAAACUUUGGAGUUUCAAAGAAAUCAAAUCUUAUUGCCGUCAAAGUUUUAAACGCUUUUGGCUCAGGAAGCUAUUCAGAGGUUAUUUGUGGAUUGUCAUUUGUUCUUGAACAACAUCGAAAAAGCAAAAAUAAGAAAACAGUCGUCAACGUGUCACUUGGAGGUGGAAGAUCCGACGUACUCAAUAAAAUGGUAAAAACACUUACCAAAGCAGGCAUCCACGUUGUUGUAGCAGCCGGUAACAGCGCAGCAGAUGCUUGUGAAUUUUCUCCUGCCUCCGAAAAAACAGCCAUCACCGUUGGUGCCACCGAAGAUAUAACUGAUAAGGUCACCUCUUUUUCAAACUUUGGUACUUGUGUUGACAUAUUUGCACCAGGUCUUAACAUUAAAUCCGCUGGUUUUGAAACCAAUAAUUCUACGAAAGUUCUCUCUGGUACAAGUAUGUCCUCACCUCAUGUUGCUGGAACUGUGGCCUUGAUUAUUGCUAAUAAUGGAAACACCUCCCCAGCAAAUAUGGCCAAGAAAUUAAAACAACUUGGGACAAAUAAUGUCAUUCCACGUGAAACUUUAAAAGGUAGCCCAAAUGAAUUUUUAAGAAUUCCUAAAAAGUAG